AUGCCACGCCUCUUCCUUGUCGGCAAAGUCGGAGAGGUCGCGCUGUCGGCUGUUUCGUCUUAUUUGCUGCCCAUGCACCUCACCGCGCCUCCCUCGACGCCGUUCAACAAGAUCACCACAAGCAGUCAAGGUCGUCAUGCGCAGGUUGUCAUGCGCACUUAA
This is a messenger RNA of Cyphellophora attinorum, 162 nucleotides long. RefSeq lists its product as uncharacterized. The coding region runs from base 1 to 162 and encodes 53 amino acids. The transcript is spliced from 2 exons. NCBI's taxonomy places the organism in Eukaryota, Fungi, Ascomycota, Eurotiomycetes, Chaetothyriales, Cyphellophoraceae. The record is from RefSeq and is a predicted model, not a curated record.